Messenger RNA from Coprinopsis cinerea okayama7#130, 1733 nucleotides. Its product is annotated as pyruvate kinase. Bases 8 to 1600 code for a protein of 530 amino acids. Gene Ontology annotation, cellular component: cytoplasm. NCBI's taxonomy places the organism in Eukaryota, Fungi, Basidiomycota, Agaricomycetes, Agaricales, Psathyrellaceae. Gene Ontology annotation, biological process: glycolytic process. Gene Ontology annotation, molecular function: potassium ion binding; magnesium ion binding; pyruvate kinase activity. The transcript has 12 exons. The record is from RefSeq and is a predicted model, not a curated record.
GAAAAAAAUGUAUCCCGUCGAUGGCGUCCGUUCUCAGCUCGAGUGGAACUCGGAGCUCAGCCUCAACACUGUCACCCCAACAGAGACAACAAAGUUCUUGCGCAAGACCUCCAUCAUCGCGACUAUCGGCCCCAAGGUCAACACUGUCGAGAAGCUUACUGAGCUCGUCCGCGCCGGUGUCAACAUCGUGCGCAUGAACUUCUCCCAUGGUUCCUACGAGUACCACCAGAGCGUCAUUGAUAACACCAGAGCCGUCCAAGCGAACGAUCCCAAGGGCCGUCCCAUCGCCAUCGCCCUUGACACCAAAGGACCAGAGAUCCGCACUGGCGUGACCAAGGAGGGGAAGGACUGGCCCGUCUCCGCCGGCCAGGAAUUCAUCGUUUCGACGGAUGAACGGUACGCCGAAGCCUGCGACAGCCAGGUUAUGUAUGUCGACUAUGCCAACCUCCCCAAGGUGACCGCACCCGGAAAGUUGAUCUAUGUCGACGACGGUAUCCUCUCCCUCCUCGUCCUCUCCGUCGAUGGCAAGAACAUCCAUGUCCGCGCCUUGAACAGUGGAAACAUCUCUUCCCGAAAGGGUGUCAACCUCCCCAAGACCGACGUCGACUUGCCUGCUCUCUCCGAGAAGGACAAGAAGGAUCUUGAGUUUGGUGUCAAGAAUGGCGUUGACAUGAUCUUUGCCUCGUUUAUCCGCAAGGCUGAAGACGUCCAGGACAUCCGAACUGUCCUCGGUCCUGACGGUGCCAACAUCAAGAUCAUCGUCAAGAUUGAGAACGAGCAGGGUGUCGCCAACUUUGACGAAAUCCUCAAGGAGGCUGAUGGUGUCAUGGUCGCCCGUGGUGACCUUGGUAUCGAAAUCCCUGCCAGCCAGGUCUUCCUUGCCCAAAAGAUGAUGAUUGCCAAGUGCAACAUUGUCGGCAAGCCUGUCAUUGUUGCUACUCAGAUGCUCGAGUCCAUGACGUACAACCCUCGACCCACUCGUGCCGAAGUCAGCGAUGUUGCCAACGCUGUCCUUGAUGGUGCUGACUGCGUCAUGUUGUCCGGUGAGACCGCCAAAGGCAACUACCCCAUCCAAUCAGUGUUGAUGAUGGCCGAGACCUGCCUCCUCGCCGAAUCCUCCAUCUGCUACCCUCCCCUCUUCGACGACAUCCGUGCCAUCCAACCCCGACCCACUGCUACCGCCGAGACCGUCGCUAUCGCUGCUGUCGCCGCUGCCAGUGAGCAGGGUGCCAAGGCCAUCCUUGUCCUCUCCACCAGCGGUAACACUGCCCGCCUGGUAUCCAAGUACAAGCCCUCUGUGCCCAUCAUCACCGUCACCCGCAACCAACAAACGGCAAGGCAAAUCCACUUGCACCGUGGCUGCUAUCCAUUCUGGUACCCCGAGCCUCGCGGCAUCGAGGCUCACCAAUGGCAGACUGAUGUCGACAACCGUAUCCGGUAUGGUCUCCGCAACGCCUUGGCUCUGCACCUCAUCACCCCCGGUUCAACCGUCAUCGCCGUGCAAGGCUGGAAAGGCGGCUUGGGCCACACCAACACCCUCCGUGUGCUCUCCGUUCCGACCGACCCUGCCGACCUCGAACUCCAACCGUUGGGAGCUUAGACGAUCAUCCUUCCUCAUUCAUGGACUAUUGAAACUGAAAAUAAAAGCUUUCGCCAUUCUACUCGCUCUUUCUCCAGGCUCUAUACUUCGAUGCUGCUGCUGUAUCUGUACAAUCAACCACUUUUUUCGUUCC